Molecule: messenger RNA, 8222 nt
Organism: Chelmon rostratus (copperband butterflyfish)
Lineage: Eukaryota; Metazoa; Chordata; Actinopteri; Chaetodontiformes; Chaetodontidae
Product: guanine nucleotide-binding protein G(o) subunit alpha
Exons: 8
Coding region: 605-1669 (354 amino acids)
Biological process (GO): adenylate cyclase-modulating G protein-coupled receptor signaling pathway; G protein-coupled dopamine receptor signaling pathway
Cellular component (GO): heterotrimeric G-protein complex
Molecular function (GO): G protein-coupled serotonin receptor binding; GTP binding; GTPase activity
Source: RefSeq, a predicted model, not a curated record
UCCCUACCGGAGCUACCGGGAGGCAGUAGCGUUACAGAGCGAGUCCCAGCCGCCCGGAGGAGCCAAACCGAGGAAGGUCCACUGUGAGCCGCCGUGAGAAAGCCGUGCUGGAAUCAAACGAUGCGAGCGCUGCUCACCGCCGCCCAGUAAAACAGAGCCUGCCAUCGAUAGUGGAGAAGAAGAGAACCGUUACCGUGAUUUACCGACAGUCAAACAGAAGAGAGACGGAGGACGGACGGACCGACAGACCACCGCCGAGACCACGCUUGAGAAACAACCAACUGCGGAGCCUACAUCGUGUUGUUUUUGCGCCGUGGUUCAAACCGAGCGGAUCCGUGAUUUAAAUGCUUUAACGGUACCUUGUCCCCGGCUUGAGAGCGAGAGAGAGGGAGCUGCCCAGAGAGCGAAAGAAAGAGACAGAGGGAUCUUAGAGGGAUCGAAGGCACAGCACAGAAAGGGAGGAAAUUAACCAAGAAAGGAGAAAAAAAACGGAUUUGCAACCAGCGUUGCUUCCACGCACAAAUUUCAUCCAAUCUAGCGUUUUCUUGCAUUUUCUGCCGUGGAUCCCGGUAUCGGUAACGCUCUCAAGCUGUGUUCUCUAACCAUGGGAUGUACUCUGAGCGCAGAGGAGAGGGCGGCUCUGGACCGGAGCAAAGCCAUCGAGAAAAACCUCAAGGAGGACGGUCUCACCGCGGCCAAAGAUGUGAAACUGCUGCUGCUCGGGGCUGGAGAGUCAGGGAAAAGCACCAUCGUCAAACAGAUGAAGAUCAUCCACGAGGACGGUUUCUCCGGCGAUGACGUAAAGCAGUACAAGCCUGUCGUUUACAGCAACACCAUCCAAUCUCUGGCCGCCAUCGUGCGUGCCAUGGACACGCUGGGCCUGGAGUACGGAGACAAAGAACGGAAGGCGGAUGCUAAGAUGGUGUGUGACGUGGUCAGUCGUAUGGAGGACACAGAGCCUUACUCCGCCGAGCUGCUGUCUGCCAUGAUGCGUCUGUGGUCCGACUCAGGCAUCCAGGAGUGUUUCAGCCGCGCCCGAGAGUACCAGCUCAACGAUUCAGCGCAAUACUACCUAGACAGCCUAGACCGGAUCGGUGCGGCAGACUACCAGCCCACAGAGCAGGACAUCCUGAGGACCCGAGUGAAGACCACAGGCAUUGUCGAGACACACUUUACCUUCAAAAACCUCCACUUCAGGCUGUUCGAUGUGGGAGGUCAGAGGUCGGAGAGGAAGAAGUGGAUCCAUUGUUUUGAGGAUGUCACAGCCAUCAUUUUCUGUGUGGCGCUCAGCGGAUACGACCAGGUGCUGCAUGAGGACGAGACCACGAACCGCAUGCACGAGUCUCUGAAGCUGUUUGAUUCCAUCUGUAACAACAAGUGGUUUAAGGACACCUCCAUCAUCCUCUUCCUGAACAAAAAGGACAUCUUUGAAAACAAGAUCAUCAAGUCAUCACUGUCCAUCUGCUUCCCCGAGUACACCGGUCCAGACACUUACCUGGACGGAAUAGCCUACAUUAAGUGUCAGUACGAGAGCAAGAACAAGUCAACCAACAAAGAGGUCUACUCCCAUGUGACCUGCGCUACAGACACCAACAACAUCCAGUUUGUGUUUGAUGCUGUCACUGAUGUCAUCAUAGCAAAUAACCUGCGGGGCUGUGGGCUGUACUGAUGAUUCUGUUUAGUAUCAACCAAUGGAUGAAGGGUGCUUGACUUGCAUUUGCCUGUGUGGGGAACCACGGAGGUUGUGUGGCCCAUAUUAGUGAUGUCAUCACUCGGAUAUGGGGUAUGGUCUGUGUUCCUGAUGACACCAUUCUGCUUUACUGUAAGACUGGCCAUUGGUCCAACUUGACUCUUAAUUAACGAAUUGAUUGGUUGAGUGGCAGGUUGGUUCAUUCAUUUGUUGGUUGAGACUUAUUUUAAUGUAUUUGUCUUUUUUACUUCCCCCUAAAGAAGAAGCAAUGGAAAAUUCCACUAACACUGUACUUGUGUUUGAUUGAACCGAAAGCACGACUCUUUUACUGGUGUGCUGCUGAAGUUUUGCACAACUUGCACAGUCGACACUUCAGGGGUGCAAAGGUUCCUAAGACUUGUUUGUAAGUACAGUUGUGCUGUGUUACUCAAAGACUCAAAUUAUAGUAAGUGUGGCCAUCUAAGGGGUUCUCCAGAUGCCCCCCAAAACUGGUAUAAUGGUAAACGCUUCUCAACCCCAAAGUAUUUCUAAUUAUUUUGAAUCCAGUUUGAGUUGCUCCUCUUCUCUGCCCUGGACUUACGCCUUAGUCACAUGAAUUGGAACCGAAUACAUUAGUAUGUCAUCCAUCUAGUCCCAAUCUGGGUCAAAUUCAGUCCACUCUCAGUUUAUGUCACGAGAUGUUCUUCAGACCUCAUGUGACUUCAUCAUAUGCGUGAGAUAAUACACCGUUGACAAGAUUAUGUUCAGCCUAAUAAGAAGAAGUUCAGAGAAAAUUGUCAGUCAUCAGCAAAGAAACUGCAGUUCUAUUUCUAUUUAUGCAAAAUAGCUUUUUUGUGCUUGCCUCCUGCAUUAUUUUGUGUUGUAUCAUUUGUUGUGUUUUCUGGUGACAGGCCUGCUCUCUUGUAUGCAGUGCGCUGCAUAGUGUCUCACUGCACUGUUGCACUAAGCCAUGCUCUGUAAAUAUGGAGCUCUAAAAUGACCAGCAUUCAGUUAAUAAAUAAGACAUUGUGAAUUAAGUCAUCAUAUGGAUUAAUACAGAAAAAAUAGAUGAACCGAUGAUUGUGAAAUAAUUUUGAAAAAGUCAAACUCAUUAUUAUAAAGUGAUCACAAUAACUGAUGUCAGAGCAGCUGCUGAGCCAGCUAAGAGGCUGGGACCAUAUGAUUGUUUGAUAUGUGAGAAGACUGUCACUGAAGUGAAAAUAUACUUUGAAAAAUAAUUGCUUUAAUAAAAUUCAAAUUAACCAUCAUGAAGUUUCAAAAUAAGAAUGACAAAAUCAUUUCAGCUUUAAUUGUGUAUUAAAUCAUUUCUAAUUUCAUUAGUUUGUCUAUUUUUCAGUACUUUUUCAUAUAAUUUAAUUUAUGUCUAGUUGUAAUAAUGCCCUUUUCAUUGUUAUAUGCUAAUAUUGCCCAUUUUGUAGUUCCAUAUCAAACUGUGUGACACCUUGCUUCACAUGGUGCUUCAACGAGAAGGAAUAAUUAACAACACAGAGUCCAUUCAUCUCGUCCUGUCCUCCAGUGGCCUCAAAAACCCAGCCUCACGCCAGCUUCAGUUCAAAACCUGUGGGAGGAGAGGGAUUAUCAGAGCGGACUGUUCAGAAUAUUAAAUGUAAUGAGACCAAAGGUAAUCCCACUUAGGACUGUUUCCCUGCAAAGUCACAUAUCUAUUUUUUGGUACAUUACAAAUUGAUGGCACUUAGGUUGCCUAGUUCAGCUUUUAAAGGCCCAAUUUCUCUAACUUCAAGCCCCUUAUGUGUAGGAUUUCACCAUUUUCUGACUUUGACAGAAUCAUGUUUGACUGGGAACGGCUCAGUUUCCUACAGUCAGACACUAAUGCCGUAGAAUCAUUUUAAACAUGCUAUAAUCCCGCUGGCGCUUUUCAAAGAAGAUAAGAUUGUUUUGAAAAUUAUUAGAGGAAAUAUUUAUUUCAUAUUUUGUGAUGUCAUUUGACUGAAGAGUAGACAUGGUCAUUGGGAGUUCAGUCAUUUUGUUGAAUGCUAUCCAGCAGGAGUUCAUACAGCAGAACUCAAUUGUGUGUUUCCAUGCUGUAAAGGAACAGCACUAUUUUCAACCUUAUUGUUCUGGCUUUGGAUGGAUUUUAUUUGAGAGUAAAUUUGUUUUGAUCUCCAUAAGAGAGUAUAGUUGAAAUUGUUUUUUUGAUCAAAUUUAAAGGAGGUAAGCAGUUUCAUUUCUUGUCUUUCCCCUCAAUGUUAAAUGCAUAGCCAAUGUUUAAAUUCAUAGUGAGGAAGUUGCUUUCUAUGCUGUUUAUUCUGCCCUCAUCUUUCAUCCCUGUGGAUGCCACCUCUGGUCAUAUUUUAGGAUUGAUUUUUCUCAUGUUGCGGCGAGUAUAGGUCCACUAUAAAAUCACUUUAAACGAAGAGCUACAAGAGGUAGUGUGCUGACUCAACCGCACAAUUCCCAGAUAAUGCUUCAAAGGAAGCAUUGAUUUUAUAGGGCCCUGGGGCCGCAUCCAUUGUGUGGGGCUGCACAGUGUAAUAUCCCUAUUGUCCACCACUCUGCCUUAAUAAGCCAGAGGUGAGCUGUUAAAGAUUGUGUGCUGGUGAGUACGUGUGGUUCCCUGGGACUAGAAUGUCAACCUUGUGACUAUUAUUUCAGCCCUGCUGUUUUGUUUUCUGCUGAGCGAGUUCCAUUUGUGCCGGAUGGAAGGCGUCCCAGAGCUCCUAGUAGGAUUGAGGUCUGAUGCAGAGCGCAGCUUAGGUGAAAAGAAAAGUGAUGCGUGUAAUUUGUGGGAACAGUUGAAGUUUGAGCCUUGACAUUAAAGCCACAGAGAUGCAUACAGCAGCAGGAAGGUAUCACCAGCUCCUCACCUCGCUCUCUUUAAGCAACAGUUUGCAGCAUCACAUAGAAAGUGAGCUUUGUUUGUCUGUGGGACCUGCGUGAAUUGACUGAGCUGAGUGUGUUUACAGCUUUACUGGUGUGAGUGCUCCCUGGCAAACAGAGGUAGACAGCUUCUUUAUUUAUGUAUGAGCAGGGCAUUUGCUAUAUUCCACUCUUCCCUCGACACUCAAACAGCGAGGGCAUGUCUCCACCCUCUGCUCAGAGCUGCCUUUUAAAAAAAAAAAACAGGUAGAUGACGUCAUCAGCUCGUCCUACCACAUCUGUGCCAACUUUUCCUAAUUAGAGACAGAGAGCUGCCUAAGGCUGUUGAUCAGCCUGCUGUGUGUGUGUGUGUUUGUGUGUCUGCGUGUGUGUUCCUCUCUGUGUAUCCUGUGUGUAUUUGUGUGGGUUUACCAAUUGUAUAUAGUUGCCUGUGUGUGUCUGUUGAUAGUACAGGAAAGGUCAAUGUGUGUGUGUGUGUGUGCGUGUGUGUGUGCGCGUGCGUGCACGCGUGCUACGUGUUUAUGAACAUUUAUAUGUGUUCUGUGAGAGACAACGUCAGCCCAUGGGUGUUGUGGUGGAGUCAGUAUCUGUGGAUUAAUUACCCAGAAGGCACCUGUCUACCCUUUCCACACACACACAGGCCCUCAGCACACACACACACACAUGCACACACGCACUGAAGACACAAACACACCCGUGGGACUUGAAAAUGUCACAACACCUUACUUGGCGGUGCCAAAUGACACCAGCGUAUCCAACCAAAGAGCCUCAGAUGUUUUUUGGCCAUGCUGCUGCAGGCUUUUAGUUUACCACCUUCUCCUCACUCAUUACAUUAAUAUUGUAUGAUGUGAAAGGAAAUGAUCCUACUGCAUCAGCUCUGUGGUUGUUUGUUUCAGGAAGUGCAUCACCUUUGGAGAUAUGACUUGAAAUAUGCAUAAAGCGUUUGUCCUGAAAUUAAGGCAAACGAAUUCUAUUAAUUCAUGUUACACUGCGCAUAGAAGCUCCCCUGCUUUAUUAAAAUACAUAUCACAGUGUGUAUGUGUGCGUGUCCAGUUUGGUUUGUAAAUUUGCUUUUGCACAAUUAGAUUUCAGGCUUUUUCAUGUCUGCCGUGCUUUGCCACUGUAGCAGUGCCCUAACACUUGUUGUAUGAAUAAUUCAAUUUAGCAUCAUCCUCACUUAAUGCGGGGCAGGGCACCGGUGGAGACACUGCUAUUAUAAUUACACAAAGACACCCCUCGCCUGUUUUUUUAAAUACAUUUAUGCCACUAUUUUUAUGCCUGAGAGCCUAAAGAGCAGCCAGCAGUAGGCAUGAGCUGAGGAACAAUGGGCUGGUGGAAUUUCCAUCCGAAGUAAGUUAGCAAGCUCCAGUUCACGUUGUGAUGAAAGGGAAUGGCUGCAUUUGUGUUUGCCCUCAGGGUGGCAGUGGCAGCUUGCUGCUCGAGCUUUGUCUUCCGACUUCAUUUUAAUGCCGGUGUUAACCUCAGGCAGCGCACAGGGUGGGAUGUAUCCGUGUUUCUAUUGGACAGAUUCUUCAGAGGCAUACUAAAUGAGUCAGAGAGAUAUCAGAUGCAUUUAAAAGUGAAUUACCCCUCAAUUUAUUCACAAUCUGUAACAGCACUUAUAUAUAUUACUACAUUAGCAGGGGAUUGCAUUUAACGGACCCUAACUGUGUUUUUGCAUAUUUAAAUCAAUUGCUGCAAAUCACAGACAGUGUACUUGAUGUGCUGUAGUGUUUUUCAGCCUUAUGUUAACUUUCAUUUUAUACAGUCAUGAAAUCAGCUUGCAGCAUGCAAAGAAAUGUGUUGGUCUGGGUUGGAGAUGUGUCUGUCAAAAACUCAUUAUGGCUGUGUGAAAAUGCAGCUGUAAGCACAGAUUUGUAGUCUAUCACACUAAGAUACUGCAAUUAUAACAACACAGACAUGAUAACAAAGCUAAAUGAAAACAAGUGGAAGACUAGAAAAACAGAUUAAAGUAGCAUGUUUAUCUGCACGUCUUCACAAAAUGUGCUUCUGUCUGUGAUGAGCAGACUACGAGGAGGGCUGCUUGGUAAACUACACAUCGAACAAGAAAGUAACUGGGAGGCAAACUGCUCAUCUGUGUCACCAAAGAGAGAAAAAUAGUCUGUCUGAGCGCGUUAUCUUACUGGUUUGGUCAGAAACGAGACAAUAAAUUCCCACAGAUUGUCCCUUUCUCCCAUGUUUUUUUGUAGUGCAGCUAAUUCUCUGACAGAGGAGGGUAAAUUAUUUUUAAAUAAUUUUAAAUGCUGGAUUGAGCAGGCCAUUGCAGAUCUUAAACACAACAGUGCACACCGAGAGACUGUCAGUUAAAGUGUAUGUGAUGAGUAGGAAAUGGAUCAGAACAUGCCCACUGUGCAAUUAGAAGUAAGUGUGAGACUACAUCCGCCCUCUGUUUAACAUGGUGUAGAGCCUGUGCAUGCAGGUUGAAGGAGAACAGAGCAGUUUGAUUAAACACUAGCUUCGUCCGUGGUAGACUGAACUCAUUUGAUUUCCUCUCACUGUAUCUGCCUCUUACACGUAAACCUCCCUCAUAUCUCUGAAGUUAUUAGUAGUUUGUUAGGUGGAGACAGGGUUGAUGCUUCCUCAGAGAGGAACUACGAGCUGAACACAGUGUGUGUGCGCGUUGGCAUGAAUUUGUGUGUGUUUGUGCUUUUCACAGCCUGUCUCGACUCAUGAUGAAUUAGCAAUAAAGCCCAAACAACCAGUGGGAAAUAGUGGCUAACGUAGUUUAUGUCCGGCUUCAGUCCCAGCGAUAAAUAAUGGACUCCUAUAGGCUGCAGUGAAGGAGAGAUUGGUGGGUGAUGUAGUCUGAGGCCAUGCUAGAGAGGAUUUAUGGGUAAUGGUGUCUUUUUUUAGGUGGCUGGCGCUGAUGUGAGUAAUGCAAUCAAUGGUUCAUUCAGGUAACAAAGGUCCUGCUUUAUCUGGCAGCAGGUGGCGGCACAAAAGAAAUGUUAGCAGCUUGUGCCAUUCCAGUGCCUUGGCAACAUAAACGUAAACAACUUCCCACAAUGGCAGCCAGAUGAAGAACUAUUCUGACUGAAGUUUGAACCCAGAGUCCAGUGCCAAAUGUUUCCAAUGUUACAUGUAAAUGAGCUUCUGCAGUGUCUUUUUGCUGAGUUGUUUGUGCUUCCAUUUUAGAAGUAGAGUUUUGUCUGCGAAUGCUUUCGGGUCGUCUUAUGAUAUGCUCAGUUCCCGCUCAAGCUUGCUAAUUGAUGAAAUGAGCACUUAAGCCUCUGCAGAGGCAGGGAGGUCCUGCUCUACCACUGGACUGGCGGAGGAUUCAGAAAGCCGCAGGGCACGUGACCGCAGUGAACUCGUGUAGAAUUUAGGAGGCAGAGUAUAAGCUGGUAAAAGUCCUCUCAGCCGUAAGUGCUGCAGCGCUUUUAGCCUUCAACCCUCCAGUGUCCACAUCUUCUAAUCCCUCUGUCAAUACCAGUCAACACCUGCCGAGACUGUGCAGAUCACUUACAGCAAAAUCCACAACCCUGUUCUGUGUGUGUCUGUGUGUGCGUGUGUCUGUGUGUGUGUGUGUGUGUGUACUGUAUGUGCGUGCAUCUGUUGUAUUUUACUGAGCACUGUAAUAUGUCUGCUGUAUUUUCCUCACUGCUGUGAUAAUUUAUUGAAAGUUGUAUUUAUACAAGAGAAAUGAUAAUAAAGCACCACAUGAGUAACUCGA